This is a messenger RNA of Zerene cesonia (dogface butterfly), 5968 nucleotides long. It is a transcript of the gene LanB2, whose product is annotated as laminin subunit gamma-1. The coding region runs from base 48 to 4958 and encodes 1636 amino acids. The transcript has 29 exons. The record is from RefSeq and is a predicted model, not a curated record. NCBI's taxonomy places the organism in Eukaryota, Metazoa, Arthropoda, Insecta, Lepidoptera, Pieridae.
CGGUCGGCCAGCACGCGCGUCGACGCGAGCUCCACGCGCUCUACAAGAUGGCGCGGACUUUUAUUUAUAUACACUUUCUAACGUUUAUGGCGAUCACAUCGGCGCAGGAUUACUACCACACACCCAGGAUAGGAUCGCAGAAACUAGCUUCGUGCUAUAAUAACGACGGACAGCCGCAAAGAUGUAUUCCAGAAUUCGAAAAUGCGGCUUUCAUGGUUCAAAUGGAAGCAACCAACACUUGCGGAGACAACGGUGUCAAGAUGUAUUGCAUUCAAACAUCUGCUGGCACAUCCUCUAGGUCCUGUGAUUAUUGUCAACUUGGCCAGUUUUCAAGUUACUACCUCACUGAUUUACAUUAUGAACAAGAUAACCUUACGUGGUGGCAAUCAGAAACUAUGAAGGAAGGCAUUCAAUAUCCCAAUCAAGUGAAUUUGACCUUACACUUAGGCAAAGCAUAUGAUAUCACUUACGUGAGAAUAGUGUUCUAUUCACCAAGGCCGCAGAGUUUUGCUAUUUACAAGAAAUCAAGCGAGGAUUCGGAUUGGGAGCCAUAUCAAUAUUUCAGUGCAUCAUGCCGUGACACAUAUGGCGUCCUGGAACAACGCGCCGCUGAGAUGGGUGCAGAAACCAGAGCCCUUUGUACCAGUGAAUAUUCCGACAUUUCUCCGCUAUCAGGUGGAAAUGUACUGUUCUCGACCCUUGAAGGAAGACCAUCAGCUUAUACUUUCGAUAGUAGCCCAGAAUUACAGGAAUGGGUAACCGCGACGGAUUUAAGAAUUUCCCUCGAUCGCCUCAAUACUUUUGGAGACGAGAUAUUUGGUGACACGCAAGUGUUGCAAUCCUACUGGUACGCCAUAGCAGAUGUUGCCGUCGGCGCUCGGUGUAAAUGUAACGGCCACGCUUCGGUCUGUGACACUCAUGAAUUGUCAGACGGGAGCAGGGCCAGAUACUGCAGAUGCGAACACAAUACAGCUGGACGAGAGUGCGAGAGGUGUUUGGACUUCUACAACGAUGCCCCGUGGGGCCGUGCAUCGCCCACUAACGUACAUGAAUGCAAAGCUUGCAAUUGCAAUGGAUUUUCAAACAAAUGUUACUUCGAUAAAGAUUUGUAUGAACGGACGGGGCAUGGUGGCCACUGUAUAGAUUGUUCUGAAAACAGAGACGGUGCUAAUUGUGAACGUUGUAAGGAGAAUUAUUUCCAAGGAACUGAAGAUAUCUGUAUGCCUUGUAACUGCAACCCAACAGGUUCUCGUAGUCUUCAAUGUAACGCGGAAGGUAAAUGUCAAUGCAAACCGGGUGUUACCGGUGAAAAAUGUGAUGUAUGCGCACCAAAUCACUACGACUUCACGAGCCAAGGUUGCAAGCCUUGUGGUUGCAAUGAGUCUGGGUCCUUUGCAAACAGUCCCCAAUGUGAUCCGAUUACUGGUAUAUGCUUAUGUAAGCAGAACGUAGAAGGAAAACAAUGUAGAGAGUGUAAACCUGGCUUUUUCAACUUAGAUCUGGACAAUGAAUUCGGUUGUACUCCCUGUUUCUGUUUUGGACAUUCUUCGCAAUGUAGCUCAGCCCCUAAAUACCAGGCACAUGAGUUAAGUGCGCAUUUUAUCAGAGAUUCUGAAAAAUGGUCUGCGGAAAAUAAUGACAGGAAGCCUACACAGCUCCAGUUUAAUGCUAACACCCAGAAUAUAGCCGUUUCUUCGUUGGGUUCAGAAAUUGUUUAUUUCGUUGCAUCUAAUCAGUUUCUGGGAGAUCAAAGACUGUCUUAUAACCAUGAUCUUAAAUUUACACUACGUUUGGGAGAAAACAGAGGUUAUCCUUCGUCACAAGAUAUAAUUUUGGAAGGUGCUCACAGUUCUAUAUCAAUGAAUAUUUAUGGCCAAAAUAAUCCGGAGCCCUCAGAUAAGGAACAAGAAUACAAAUUUAGACUGCAUGAAGAUCCGAAAUAUGGCUGGACUCCAACCCUAUCCAACUUCGAGUUCAUGUCGAUUUUGCAAAAUCUUACAGCAAUUAAAAUAAGAGGAACAUAUAAUAAAGGUGGCCAAGGUUAUCUCAUGAACUUUAAGUUGGACACAGCUAAGAUAGGACGUGAAAAGGGCUCCGAUCCGGCCAAUUGGGUUGAGAAGUGUUCAUGUCCCAAAGCUUACGUUGGAGAUUACUGUGAGGAAUGUGCUCCUGGCUUUAAACAUGAACCAGCAAAUGGUGGACCUUACUCUACCUGUAUUCCAUGUGAUUGUAAUGGUCACGCUCAUAUUUGUGAUACAGCAACUGGUUUCUGUAUUUGUAAGCAUAAUACCACUGGUAGUAACUGUGAGUUAUGUGCAAAAGGAUUUUAUGGGAAUGCGAUAGCGGGUACGCCUGAUGAUUGUAAGCCUUGUCCCUGUCCAAGAGACAGUGGCUGUAUUCAGUUGAUGGACCAGAGCAUAGUUUGUACAGAUUGCCCUAAUGGAUAUGCUGGACCAAGAUGUGAAGUGUGUGCUGACGGACAUUUCGGUGAUCCAACUGGCCAAUUUGGAGCUCCCAAAGAAUGUGAAGAGUGUCUUUGUAAUGGGAAUGUAGAUCCAAAUGCAGUAGGAAACUGUAAUAGAACCAGUGGUGAAUGUCUUAAAUGUAUUUACAACACUGCAGGCGAACAUUGUGACAAAUGCUUAAGUGGUUAUUACGGAGACGCGCUUGAUCAGAAGAAAAAAGGCGAUUGUAAGCCGUGUGAAUGUCAUGAAGCUGGAACUUUGGAGAGUCCUGAAGGUCCUCCACAGUGUGAUGGUUUAACCGGAUUUUGCUCUUGUAGAUCCCAUGUAAUAGGUAGAAAUUGCGAUAAAUGUGAGGAUGGCUAUUACAACAUUAAUUCUGGUGAAGGAUGUAAGGCCUGUGAUUGCAAUCUAGAAGGUUCUUACAACGCAUCAUGCCAUCCCGUAACUGGACAAUGUUACUGUAAACCGGGUAUUGAUGGCAUUCACUGCGAUCGCUGCCGUGCGUAUCACUACGGGUUCUCGAUAGAGGGCUGCCGUGACUGUGAUUGUGAUGAGUGGGGAUCAACGGACUAUCAGUGUGAUAAGUUCGGCCAAUGUUCCUGCCAAGAGAACGUUGAAGGGCGCCGCUGUGACAGAUGCAUGGAAAACAAAAAGCGACGUGCAGACGGUCAGGGAUGCGAAGAUUGUCCUCCAUGCUAUAAUCUUGUUCAAGACGCCGUCAAUCAACACAGGCAGCAACUUAAGGAAUUGGACGACAUAUUAGCGAAAAUUUCGAAAGCGCCAACGGUUGUUGAAAAUGCUGAUUUUGAUAAUGAGCUGCAACGUGUGAGACAAGAAAUCGAUAGAUUAGUGCAGGAAGCUCGAGAUCAACUUGGAAAUGGCCCUGGUACAAGUCUCACUAAUAAUUUGGCGGAGCUUGCAGAUCGACUCUCAGAUGUUAGAAAUAUGCUUUACAAAAUUGAAGACGAAAGUUACGAAGGGAAUGAAUCUGUUGAAAGAAGUAAAGGCAACGUAUCGAAAGCUGAAGAUACAAUUGAAGCAGCACAGAAAGAAAUCAAUAGUGCUUUGGAAUAUCUUGACGGUGAAGGUGCAGCUGCAUUAGCUAAGGCACGAAAUAGAUCAGAUCAAUUUGGUAAACAGUCGGUUGAUAUGUCUGCACUUGCGAAAGAAUCCAGGCUCCUUGCAGAGAAAUUGGAAAAUGAGGCAAAGAAUAUCAGAGAUAUAGCUGAGAAGGCGUUCAACACUUCCAUAGCGGCUAAUCAAAUUGCAAAAGAUGGCAUUACUAAACAAGCAAAUAUAAGCAAUGAAGUGCAAAUGUUGGCGAAUGAAUUAAAUGCGGCAGCUGGAAAAUUAAGUAGCUUGUCUGAACUCGCAGACCAAGCUCUGAAGCGAGCGAGAACUGUAUACGAGGAAGCUCUAGGUCUAUAUGCUGAAGUCAACACCACUUUAUUACCAGAUAUAAAACUUAGUAAAUUGCAUCACGACUCACAAGAAAUGAAUAAAACUAUCGAUGAAAAAUCAGCAGAAUUAGACCAACUAAUAGCAAAUAAUGAAGAAACCCUUCGGGCUAUAGUUAAUGCAGUAAAUCAGGGCAGGAGUCUCUUAGAUCAAGGUCAAAAUCGACAGGACGAAUUAAAUGAUCUGCUUGCUAGAUUGGAUGAAUUACAAGCUCAAGCGAAAAAUGAUGUUGAGCUAACAAAAGCAACAUUGAAAGACGCUAAUGAAAUAUAUCAAACAUUGAAAGAAUUCAGCGACCAAGUAACAGAAUCUCGUCAACUUGCCGAACAGGCUGCAUUGGAUGUUCCGGAGGUUCAAUCCAAAGUAGCCGCUGCUGAAGAAAGCAUUUCAAGCAUAACUGAAGAAUUGAACAUCGCCAGCGACAAAGCCAAAGAAGCGAGAGACUUGGCACAACAAGCUCAAAAAGAAUAUGCUGAUAAGGCAUCAGAGGCAGCUCAUGAAAUUAGAAAGAAAGCGUCGGCAUCUCGCACUGAAGCUGGUAAAUUGAGGGAUGAAGCCGAGAAACUGUCCACACGGGUAAAAGGAACGGCUCAACAAAUAGAAGACUUAGAAAAGCAGGCGAAAGAUAAUAUGCAACUCACUAAGGACGCGAAGAUGAAGGUUGGACAAGCAAAUACGGAUGCGAGAGAGGCUGAAAAGCAAGUCACUAAAGGACUAGAAGAUCUUAAAGUAAUAAUGGAUGAAUUGCAAAAUUUACCAACACUGGACGACGAGGCGCUUGAUAGAUUACAGGAAAGCCUCGAUAACGCCGAACGAGCCCUCAAAGAACAAGAUCUUGAUGGUAAAAUAAAAACAUUGGUCGAAGCCAAGAAUAAUCAUCAAAGGUGGAUCAAGCAGUAUGAAGAUGAACAUGAUCUCCUUCGUGGGGAAGUGAACAACAUCAAAGACAUAUUGAACCAACUACCAGAUGGUUGCUUCAAGAGAAUCGUCCUGGAACCUACUGAAGGUCCGAGUAGGCCGGUGAAUUACAGAUAAAAACAUAUUAUUUCACGUUUAAAUACACCCUCUAAACUAUAAAAUUGUUGAAAUGAAACAUUCGUUUGUUGGAUUAUUUUUAAUGGAUUAUUAUUAACUUUGUUAUAAUACAUAAAUAAACGAUACAAAAAUGAAUAUACACGAUUCUCGGAUAAAAGUUUCAUACAAUUAUGUUUACGUUACGUUAUUCAAGAUACAUCUCCAUGUUUGUACUUAAACUCAACACACUUUAUAAAGCCUCAGACGCUAGAAUCGAUCGAUGUUCUGGUCAGCUUUAAUCUGUUUACAAUAAUAUUUAUAAAGCAUUUUACAUGUCGUCAUAAUGUGUCUGAUAAAAUAUUUUUUUAAUAUUAAUUUUUUGUGUGUUAAGGAUAUAAUAUUGUAAUGGAAUGGACUUCUUAACGCUUAUCGUUUUUAGAUGUAAGUACAUUGAUUACUGAGAAUGCAUUUACUUUUAUAACUAUUAGACAUUUUUAAAUAAUGAUAAAACAACUGCAGUUGUUAGAUUUAUAAAUAUAUAUGAUACAAUAUGACACACAAGUUUUACAACAAAAUAAAGAAACAAACCAAUAAUUUAUGUGCCUGUAUCUCUAAUACUUAUUUAGUUCAGUAUAGAGUUGCAUUUCGCUCGAUCUUAAAUUUCAACAUUUUGUAGGUACUUAGCCAUAUGAUCGUCAAAGGAUACAGUAAUAUUAAGAUAUAUGCAAUUAAUAUGUACUUAUAGAGGGAAUAACAAUAUGCCUUGUGUGCCAUACUUAACUGGUACAUUGUAAAUACUUAUAAAUAUCUACAUUUAGUAAAAAAUGUUUAAAUAGAUUAAGAUCUUUUAUAAUAUAUAUACUUUUUUAUAAUUUGGAUCAAAAUUAUUCCUACACAAGUUUCGCCAAAGAAAUAAAUGGAUGAAUGUUAGAAUAAUGAAGAGAUCAAUUUUUGUGACAUCAUUUGCGUUUCACAAGGGUUUGUGUCUAUUAGAGAUUAUUUAUUUGUAAUACAAUUAUUAAUAUGCCAUU